AUGUACAGUGAGCAACAGACUCCUGUUACCACCGAUAGUGACUGGUAUAUAAAUAGCACGCUCAACGGUACGUUUAUGCGCAUGGUCUAUGGUGUUUCACUGAGUGCGAGGGUGUGGCCAGAUGGGGCUGCAGAUGACGAGAAUUUGGAAUACGUUUAUAUAGGAGGGCUGAUGACAUUCUCGCACAA
Sphaeroforma arctica JP610 is the source of this 188-nucleotide messenger RNA. RefSeq lists its product as hypothetical. Lineage: Eukaryota; Ichthyosporea; Ichthyophonida. The transcript has a single exon. The record is from RefSeq and is a predicted model, not a curated record. The annotation marks the transcript as partial.